AUGUCAUUAAACUAUCUCCCGGGACGUCCAAAUGAUACCCAGCAGUCAAUGUGCCAGGCUUCCUGGCAAGAUCAUACCAUUUUUGCAUAUUGUUCAGGUAACAAUUUAAUCAUUCUUUCAAACGAAUUUACCAGGCUACAAACUAUUUAUUUGGAAACAGAGAUGGAUUGUACAGCUGUAGAUAUUAACCCAAAUAAUGGGUUUAUUGCAGUCUCCGUCAAUAAUAAAGUUAAUGUUUACAAACCAUUGCAUCAAGUUAUGAAGAAUCCCAAAUGGACAUUCUGUUGUGAUAUAUUCCAUGAUCAUUCAAGGGUCAAUUGCCUGAAAUGGGGACAUAAUAAAUAUUCAAAUUCAGAUACAAUUGAGAUAAUACUAGGAUCAGAUUAUUUAUCAUUUUGGAAAAUUGAUGACAAAUUUGGGAACUACAUACCUAUAUUAUUAUGGAAUAAGAGGCAACCUAAACCUGUAUAUCUGGUAACAGUAUCGAAUGAUUCACAAUUGAUAGCCAGCUUGGGAAAAUUUGAUCAUUCCGUCAAAUUGUGGAAAAGAAUCUCAAUUAGUGGAGAACAAGAUAUAUUUAACUUAUCCUUGUUACAUCAUUCCGCUCCAGUUACUUCGUUGAGAUGGAAACUAUUAAAAACAAAUCAUAAAUCAACGCAAAUACUCUAUACACUUUGUGCAGAUAAAAAAUUACGAAUUUGGUCCUGCAUCGUGAUGGAAACAGGAUUGGUUAAAGUACAAGAUUGGGGGUCACUCAUAUUGAAACCCGAACAAAAAUUUUGCUUUAUUAUUGAUAGCUGGCUAAUUCAAUCAUUUUUGGAUACAUUAUCAGCCAAGAACCAAGACCAGUUACCUAAGGAAUAUGAAUAUUUUAAAAAAUUAAAACCAGAUAUAGUACUCUUUGGCGAUGUCGACGGUAAUUUCGAAGUAAUUUCGUUGGAAAACCUAUCUCAUGAACCACCAAAAUCAUUGAAUACCAAGCAACUUGGGACUGUUUCUAUUCCACAUCCAUCUAUAAUGAAGAACCCAAAUUUUCUAUAUUUCUCGGAGGUUCAACCUUAUACAUUCCCAGAAGCGUCCUUGAUUGUAAAUGAUUUAUGUGGGAAAAUAAGACAUUCUACUUUAAACUUACCUAUGCUUCUAGCCCCCACUAAGAAGGACCAAACUACAACUCGAAUAGCAAUAUUAGAACACAAAUUUACAGGCCAUAAUAAAUCAAUACAAAGGCUAAUCAGAAGUAAUGAUGGUGAAGCCUUAUUAACUGUUUCAAGAUUUUCUGAAAAUUGUGUGUGGUGCCCGCAACAGUUGGAUAAUGGAACUUCGUCAUUAGAAAUAAAAAACAUAAUAAAAACUGAAGCACCAAUAAAAUUAGCAGUUGUACAGGAGAAGGGUUCCCUUGUAAUUUGUCUGCUAGAAAAUCUCAAAAUUCAAGCAUGGGAAUGUCCAGAUAUACAUCAUGUGUUAGAUUCUCAUUUGAAAGCAGAAUUUACAUUUCCAGAAUCCGAUCGUGACCUUCAGCCCUUGCUCAUGUUUCAUACCCCAGAAGAAAAACAUAAUCAUCAUCGUCACUUCGUGGCCAUUGUCUAUAAUGAUGGAUCAAUUCGCGCGUUUUCUGUAUCAUUUGAAGAGGGAAUUAAUGAAGUGGAAUCGGAUUCAUUAGAUACUACAGAUGAUAUUUAUCGAAUUACAACUAUCGAUCCAGUCCACACUACAUACCGUAGUUAUAGACCAUUACUUUCAUUAAUCACUAAAAAGGGUGCCACCAGUACUUACAAAGCAAUUAUUGACUGUGAUGACCUGGGGAAAUACCAUAUCGCAUGGAUAAAAACCUAUGACAUCAAUACUGGAAUUACUGAUGCUCUAUUUGUGAGAGGUUCUUCAACAGGAAAAAUAUGUAUAGUAGGCUCAGAUGGGAAAUCAAUGUCACUUUGGGAUAUGAGAAGAGGGGUGCUGGAAUAUAACCAAACUUUUGAGGAUACAAUUAGGGAUGUAGAUUGGACAAGCACGGAAUUUGAGCAAAGUAUUGUAUCCAUUGGCUUUAUUGGUUUUGCGCUGCUCUACACCCAGUUGAGAUAUGAUUAUACUAAUAAUACCCCAAGUUAUCUACCCAUUGAGAAAAUUGACAUUACCUCCCAUACCGCUCAUACAAUUGGUGAUUCUAUUUGGUUAAAAAAUGGUAUAUUUGUGGUUGCCUCCGGUAAUCAACUUUACAUCAAGGAUAGAACUUUGGAUUUAAGCGAUCCCUUCACAAAUCGAUCAAUUGGAUCAAGAAAGAUUAUUUCAAAUGAUAUCCUUCACCUAAAUAGUGUGUUAAAUGGCCCACUACCUGUUUAUCACCCACAAUUUUUAAUACAAGCCCUAUAUGGGAAAAAAUUGCAGCUUGUAAAGGAAUUGCUAUUAAGAUUGUUCCUUGAACUGAGAAACAUUGAUUUUGAGUCCAUGGAUAUAACCACAACUUUAUCUUCGGACCUAAAUACUCCAUAUUAUAAGUUUUUUGUUGCUCAUGAUAGAGAUUAUCCUUCUGAAAAGUUUCCCGACCCUUACCCAGAGUUUACAAAGGUUGUUGCAUCUGCACUUUGUGAACAACUGACAAAAAUUACACUCCCAUAUAUUACGCGUCAUCAACAAAAAACACUAAUUACUGUCAUAGAAGCUAUGGACCUGAUUAUAAAAAAUGAAAAGACUGUCGAUUAUAAUGGUAUCAGAUUCUUAUUGGGAGUCAAGUUAUUUAUCUCCCAUAGACCUGGCCAGAAAUCUUUAUUAAUGAGAGACGUCUCUUGGGCUUUGCACUCUGACAACAAGGAAAUUAUUCUUUCAUUAAUUAAUACUCAGCUGGAUUCGUGGGAGAAAGCCUGUGAAUUUAAGAUUGCGUACUGGAUAAAACAGUCGGACUUACUCCAAAAAUUUGAAGAUAUUGCCAGGCUAGAAUUUUCCAAAAAUGAAACUAAGGAUCCAUUAAGAUGUGCCAUUUUCUAUCUUGCUCUUAAAAAGAAGCAAAUUCUGUUAAGUUUAUGGAAAACUAGUAUUGGACAUCCUGAACAACAGAAAAUGGUUAAGUUUCUCCAGAACGACUUCAAGGAGCCAAGAUGGAGAACAGCUGCUCUUAAGAAUGCAUUCGUGCUGUUAAGUAAGCACCGCUACACAGAUGCUGCAACUUUCUUCCUAUUAGCUGAUUCUUUGAAAGAUGCUGUAAAUGUACUUUGGAAACAAGUAGGAGAUAUGGAUCUGGCCAUUGCUGUAUGCAGAGUCUAUGAAGGUGACAAUGGUCCAAUACUAGGAGACUUGUUGAUUAAUCAAGUCUUACCCAAUGCAAUUUUGGAAAGUGAUAGGUGGAUGACAAGCUUUAUAUACUGGAAGUUGAGGAAACAAGAGUUGUCUAUCAAAGCUCUUGUAACAGCUCCAAUAGGGCUAGAAAAGAACUCAGAAAUUGUCUCUCGUGGAAAAUUAGUAAACCGUUCCUUUUUAGUAGAGGACCCUGCUCUCUUAUUUUUAUACAACCACUUGAGGGAAAGAAACAUAAGAUACUUUAUAAGUUCACUUGAAAUCGGUCAAGAGGUGGAGAGGGUAUUACUUCUGAGAGUUACUGAUAUAUUAAGACGAAUGGGAUGUAAUUACUUGGCAGUUUCGCUUGUAAAAAAUUGGAAAUUUAUUGAGAUUAAAGACACUGAUAUUAAGGAACAAGAAACAGCUGACAAAACAAAGGAAACAUACACUGGUAUAGAUACUCUUGUUAAUGAACCGACAACAACAAGAAGGGUAAGACAGAGUUUGUUUGAUAAAUUUGACGAAAAUGACACUCCAAGAAAAAGUGAGGAUAAUUUUACCGCCCAAGUUGGUUCUUCUCAUGGAAACCUGUUGGAUGCCUUUGCCUCACCAUCACCAUCAUCUCCUCUGACACCUAGAAAUUUGUUGGAUGAUUUUUCUGUGGGCUCAAGCCAAACGAGAAGCACCACACAAAGUUCCGGAAAUAUCCUGGCUGGUUAUGAUGAUACUAUAAAGGAAGGAGCUGCCAAGAAUAUUGCAACUGAACAGCGUAAUUUAUUGGACAACUUUGGCGUUCCAGCGGCGGCACAGCCUAAAUCAUCCAAAAAACAGGCUCCAAGAAGUAUGCUUGACGAUUUUAUGUAA
Molecule: messenger RNA, 4128 nt
Organism: Naumovozyma castellii
Lineage: Eukaryota; Fungi; Ascomycota; Saccharomycetes; Saccharomycetales; Saccharomycetaceae
Gene: RAV1
Product: Rav1p
Exons: 1
Coding region: 1-4128 (1375 amino acids)
Source: RefSeq, a predicted model, not a curated record